Messenger RNA from Phytophthora sojae, 687 nucleotides. RefSeq lists its product as hypothetical. Lineage: Eukaryota; Oomycota; Peronosporomycetes; Peronosporales; Peronosporaceae. The transcript has a single exon. The coding region runs from base 30 to 338 and encodes 102 amino acids. The record is from RefSeq and is a predicted model, not a curated record.
CGGUGCCAGCGGCGACGACGGAUUCAGCGAUGCCGGCGAGGGUACCAAGCCAGCCGAUCGUGGUGCGCGAGAAGGCCAAGUCGCUUAAGCUGACAAAGUUCAAGGGCCUUGACGACGCCAUGCCCGUGACGAUGUGGCUGAAGACCGUCCGAGCAGAAGUGCACCGCCAAGCUGUGACGAUGGGAGUCGAGUGGCAGGAGAAGCAGCUCUACCAUGAGGUGGCUGCACACUUGGAGGGAGAGGCGCAGCGGUGGUUCGCCACCGUGGGGAGGAGACAGUGCCCGAGUCGGAGGAGAGCAUCGGCACGCUGGCGGACAUGUUACGCGCGAAGUACAUGACGCGCAGGACGGGGCCGGAGGUCGUGGACUUGCUGAACUCGCGGCGACAGAUGCGCGGCGAGCGACUGCUGGAAUACGCGCAGUCGCUGCGCGAGAUAGCCGAGCAGGGUGACAUCGGCGAGGACUGGCUCGUCAACGCGUUCUUGAAGGGGAUGAGUAGCACGAUCGGCGCAACACCAUCGCCCCAGGAACUUGGACGACGCAGUGAACCUUGCGAUCCCGCAUGUGGGAGACUACGGUGAGGGAUACGGCGUGGGCCUGGAGGAGGCCAUGGCCGCGUGGGACGAGCGCGAAAGCGCCAGUGGGCGCGGGCCUCUGGCAGCGGCGAGAGCGGCACGAGAUCAGGAAC